CGCGUGUUAUGUGUUGAUUUGGGGUGGGGGUCGCUGGGUAUGUUUGACGUUUAAUUGAGUGGUGGCUGCUUGUUGGAAACCAUAACUUUGUAAACGUAGUACACAGGUACCUGUGGAAAGGUGAUCCAGCUGCAUCGCGACGCGCUGAUCGCCGCUGGGUAGCAGCGCCACCUAGUCACCAUGGCCGAGGCGGCCCCCGAGCCGGGCGACGCCGACAGCAUCGGAGAGUACUCGGGCUCAUUCGACUCGGACUCGUCAGAGGAACCGCAGGACGAGCCGCAUCUCAAGUACGAGCGCAUGGGGUCAGACCUGGCGCUGCUGCUAGCCGAAGAGCCGGCCACGUGCCUCUGCGUGCACCCCAAGCUCGUGCUGGUCGGCACGGGCCCAGGCCGCGUGCACGUGUUUGACCACUUGGGGAACCGCGUGCGGCCGGCGCGGCAGCCGCACACGCUCUGCGUGAACCAGAUCAGCGCCGACGACGCCGGGGAGUUCGUGGCAAGCUGCUCCGACGACGGCUCCGUUUGCGUGCACGGCCUGUACUCGCGCGACAACAGCCACAGCCUGGCGUUCGAUGCUCCCGUCAAGGCGGUAGCCCUGGACCCAGGGUACGCUCGCGCCGGCGGCGGCCGCCGCUUCGCCGUCGGCGACAGCCGCGUGGUGCUGCACGAAAAGACGUUCCUGGCGCGCCUGCGGCCGACCGUGGUGCAUGAGGGCGACGGCACGGUGCAGACGCUGAGCUGGCGCGGCCCGCUGCUCGCCUGGGCGUCGGACGGCGGCGUGCGCGUGUACCACACAGAGCUGCGCCGCGUCAUCAGCCUGAUCCGCUGCGACCCGCGCGCCGCCACCGAUGCCGCCGCCGCCGCCGCCGCGCACAUGGAGAUCACGCACAUCUUCCACACCGAGUUCCUCGUGUGCGGGCUGGCGGCGUGCGGCGAUGAGCUGGUGUUGUUGACGCAGAGCGAGACCGGCGCAGGGCCGCGGCCGCGACCGCAGGUGCGCGUCAUCCGCCCACUGCCUGAGGACUACCAGGAGCUCUCCACCGACGAGCUGACAGUGCGCGGCUUCCAGAACUUCUCGUCCAACCAGUACCGGCUCGACUGCCUGCCGGACGAGGGUGCAUUCUUCGUGCUGGCGCCGAGCGACGUGAUCGUGGCGCGGCCGCGCGACACGGACGACCACCUCGACUGGCUGCUGGAACACGGCCGCUUCGAGGAGGCGCUGCACCAGCUGCAGGCGGCCGGGCUGGCCGUGCGCCGGCACUGCCUGCAGGACGUCGGCCGCAAGUACCUGGACAGCCUGCUGCAGGAGGAGCGCUAUGAGCUGGCCGCCUCGCUCUGUCACUCGAUCUUUGGCCGUAGCCGCGCACUUUGGGAGGAGGAGGUGUACCGGUUCGCGGCGCUGCGCCAGCUCAAGGCCAUCAGCGGCUACCUGCCGCGCGGCGACUUCAGGCUCGACUCGACCGUCUACGAGAUGGUGCUGUACAACUUCAUGCGCACGGACCAGGACGAGUUCCUGCGGCUGGUGCGCGAGUGGUCGCCGAGCCUGUACCACUGCGGCGCCGUGGUGAACGCGGCGCUCGAGCAGCUACUCCACGACGCCGACAACCCGCGCCUGCUGCAGGCGCUCGGCUUGCUCUACACGCACCAGGGCCGCCACGACAAGGCACUCGCCAUCUACCUGAAGCUGGGCCACGCGGGCGUGUUCGAGCUGGUGGCGAGGCACGGCCUGCACGCGGCCGUGGCCGACCGCGCGGCGGCGCUGGCGCGCGUCGAUGAGGCGCGCACCGUCGAGCUGCUCACCGACCGGCCCGACCAGGCGCCGCCCGAGCGCGUCGUGGCCGACCUGGAGGCGGCGCCGGCCACGCUCUACCGCUACCUGUGGCGGCUGCACCAGCGGCACCGCGAGUUGAGCGGCAAGUACCAUGACCGCCUGGUGGAGCUGCUCGCGGACUACGAGCGCGGACGGCUGCUCGAGUUCCUGCGCGGCAGCGACGAGUACUCGCUGCAGCGCGCGCUGCACGUGUGCCAGACACGAUCGCUGAUCGGCGAGACGGUCUACUUGCUCGGCCGGACAGGCGCGACGCGCGAGGCGCUGCAGCUCAUCAUGAGCCAGCUGGCGGACAUCCGCAAGGCCAUCGCCUUCUGCAAGGAGCACGACGACGCCGAGCUGUGGGACGACCUGAUCGCCUACUGCCUCGACCAGCCGGCCAUGGUGAAGGAGCUGCUGCUCAACAUUGGCACGCACGUGGACCCGCGUCGCCUCGUGCGCCGCAUCGACAACGGCCUGGCCAUCCCGGGCCUGCGCGACGCGCUCGUCCAGAUCCUCCACGACUACAAGGUGCAGCUGGACCUGCAGGAAAACUGCCGGCGCAUCUUGGUCAGCGACUGCUUCCUGCUGCACCGCGAUCCGGCCAAGGUGGUCGACCUGGUGGUGUUCCACUGCCGCCACGGCUUCCAUCGCGCCUGCCUGCCGGCCGGCCGGCCCGACUGCUGUCUCGUGUGCCGCAAUGAGCCGCGCGCGGGCUUUCGCUGA
Molecule: messenger RNA, 2532 nt
Organism: Pollicipes pollicipes
Lineage: Eukaryota; Metazoa; Arthropoda; Thecostraca; Pollicipedomorpha; Pollicipedidae
Product: vacuolar protein sorting-associated protein 41 homolog
Exons: 4
Coding region: 181-2532 (783 amino acids)
Biological process (GO): macroautophagy; protein targeting to vacuole; endosomal vesicle fusion
Cellular component (GO): HOPS complex; late endosome
Molecular function (GO): protein binding
Source: RefSeq, a predicted model, not a curated record